AUGGGUGUGGAAACAAGAGGUGUUGUUGCGGUUGCAGCCACAUCCACAUCCACAGCCACAGCCACGACCUUGUUGAUGAUGAUGGUGAUGGUAAAUGUGGGUCUAGCCCAGCAGCCUCCGCAGUCCCAUACCGUGUAUUGGGCGGUGCCCCAAAACAAACAACCCUAUCCAGAUAUGCGCGUGCCCGUGAAAGACUCUAUAUUGUUCAUAUAUUCCGAUCCUACCGACGAUGUGCAUAAGGUGAAUUCAAGUAACUACGCGACGUGCAAUCCGGUAAACCUGCCGGGUAGUCCCGUCGGCAAAGGCGGAGUUAGUAAUUUUACGAUCACUUCCCCUGGGUACCACUACUUAAUAUGCAGAAAUCGAAAGCAUUGUAACAAUGGAUUGAAGGUCACUGUCAUUGCCAACUGA
Striga hermonthica is the source of this 411-nucleotide messenger RNA. The record is from the annotation of a GenBank genome assembly. NCBI's taxonomy places the organism in Eukaryota, Viridiplantae, Streptophyta, Magnoliopsida, Lamiales, Orobanchaceae.